CCAUUAAAGGCUAAGCUCAAGCUCACAAGUUUCGCCAAUCGCCCGUCCCUCUUUUUCUUCUCUAAUGGGUGGACAGGAAGGUUGCUUAUAACUAGCGCACCAGCGUCGAACGAACAUGGUGUUCUAGGACAUCCCAGCUAAAACCAAAAGCCAAGAUCAGCAAAGCGAACUGGCAAUGGCAAUGGCGCGGCUUCAACCUUGUACUCUGAUCUUGGCUCUUUUGCUGGCGAAUGUCAUUUGCUUCCUGGGAAAAGCCGACAGCGAUUCUCUAGGGCUCGGAGCUUCGUUCAUUUUUGGCGACUCGUUAGUCGACGCAGGGAACAACAAUUACCUGCCAACUCUCUCUCGGGCGAAUAUACGUCCGAAUGGGAUCGAUUUCACAGCAUCGGGAGGGAUACCGACAGGGAGGUACACCAAUGGGAGGACUAUUGGGGACAUUGUGGGAGAAUUACUGGGACAACCACAUUACGCAGUACCCUUUCUGGCCCCGAACACGACCGGGAAAGCGAUAUUGAGUGGAGUGAACUAUGCGUCCGGGGGAGGAGGCAUUCUGAAUGCAACCGGAAGGAUUUUCGUCAAUAGGCUGAGCAUGGACAUCCAAGUGGACUACUUCAACAUCACAAGAAAACAGAUUGAUGGGUUGCUAGGCGCAUCAAAGGCCAAGGAGUACAUAAUGAAGACAUCCAUCUUCUCCAUCACAAUUGGAGCGAACGAUUUCCUCAACAAUUACAUGCUUCCGGUCCUCUCCGUCGGCGCCCGGAUCUCUGAAACCCCUGAUGCCUUCAUCGACGACAUGCUCAGCCACCUGCGAGACCAACUAACGAGGCUUUAUAAGCUGGAUGCUAGGAAGUUUGUGCUCGGGAACGUCGGCCCAAUCGGUUGCAUACCUUAUCAGAAGACGAUAAAUCAGCUAAACCCAGACGAAUGCGUCGACUUGCCGAACAAACUCGCGAAGCAGUACAACGGAAGGUUGACGGAUUUGCUAGCCGAGCUCACCAAAACCCUCCCGGGAGCCACCUUUGUCCAUGCCAACGUCUAUGACAUGGUCCUGGAAGUCAUCACCAACUACGACAAAUACGGAUUCACGACGGCGAACCGGGCAUGCUGUGGAAACGGGGGCCAAUUUGCCGGCAUAGUCCCAUGUGGUCCGACCUCCAGCAUGUGCACGGACCGGUCAAAGCACGUCUUUUGGGACCCGUACCACCCGAGCGAGGCUGCCAACAUCAUCCUUGCCAAGCAGCUGGUCGACGGCGACAGCCGCUACAUCACCCCCAUGAAUCUCAGAAAACUCCGAGAUCUUUGAUCCUAAUUAUCGGUGACCAAGUGCUGCCGCGCUUUGUCGAACUGAUUGUCGCUCGUGCAUUUACAAGCACACGAUGCUCCUUUGUAACCCUGUUAUAAAAUUUCGAAUUACAUGAAGGACAUUUAGCUUUUCUUUCUAUAUUUAUAUUUAUGGUUCAAUGUU
This is a messenger RNA of Eucalyptus grandis, 1465 nucleotides long. Its product is annotated as GDSL esterase/lipase At2g23540. Gene Ontology annotation, molecular function: hydrolase activity, acting on ester bonds. The coding region runs from base 176 to 1303 and encodes 375 amino acids. The transcript has 5 exons. Lineage: Eukaryota; Viridiplantae; Streptophyta; Magnoliopsida; Myrtales; Myrtaceae. The record is from RefSeq and is a predicted model, not a curated record.